Sorex araneus (European shrew) is the source of this 1005-nucleotide messenger RNA. RefSeq names its product mitochondrial fission factor-like. Gene Ontology annotation, biological process: positive regulation of mitochondrial fission. The record is from RefSeq and is a predicted model, not a curated record. The transcript has a single exon. The coding region runs from base 58 to 1005 and encodes 315 amino acids. Gene Ontology annotation, cellular component: mitochondrial outer membrane; peroxisome. NCBI's taxonomy places the organism in Eukaryota, Metazoa, Chordata, Mammalia, Eulipotyphla, Soricidae.
AUAUGAAGCAUAGAAGCAGAUAAUGCCAAACUGUGAGCAGUAGGUGGUGCACAUUUAAUGAGUAGGGGGGCAACGUUUCCAUCUCCCACUGCUGCCGAGAUGGCGGGAUUUAGUCGCAUUCAGUAUGAAAUAGAAUACACCAAAGGUAUUAGUCAGCAAACGAGGGUUCCAGAAAAACUAAAGGUAGCACCCCCAAAUGCUGACCUGGAACAAGGCUUCCAAGAAGAUGCUCCAAAUGCUAGCGUGAUCAUGCAAGUUCCGGAGAGGAUUGUUGUGGCAGGAAAUAAUGAAGACAUUCCCUUCUCAAGACCCGCAGAUCUUGACUUUAUUCAGUCGACUCCCUUCAAACUGUUGGCACUAAAGACACCACCUCAUGUACUUACACUAAGUGAGAGACCUUUAGAUUUUCUGGAUUUAGAGAGACCUGCUCCAACACCUCAAAAUGAAGAACAGAUCCGUGCCAUUGGCAGGCUAAAAAGAGAGAGCACUCUGAGUGAAAAUGCUGUUCGCCAAAAUGGACAGCUGGCCAGAAAUGACUCCAUUGUGACACCGUCGCCACAGGUUCGGGUCUGUCCUCCCCAUAUGUUUCCUGAAGAUGGAGCUAAUCUUUCCUCUGCUUUUGGCAUUUUGUCACUUAUCCAGUCUUCUACUCGUAGGGCUUACCAGCAGAUCUUGGAUGUGCUGGAUGAAAAUCGCAGUGUGAGAAGACAAAAUGAAAUACGUUCUGAAAGACCUGUGCUGAGUGAUGGGUCUGCCCCUGCCACUUCUAAUCCUCAUCAUGACAACGUCAGGUAUGGCAUGUCAACUAUACAUACAACAAUCGAAGGGACUUUGGAAGACAUGACUGUUGUAGAUGCUGCUUCAUUAAGACGACAGAUAAUCAAACUGAAUAGACGUCUCCAGCUUCUGGAAGAGAACAAAGAGUGUGCAAAAAGAGAAAUGGUCCUGUAUUCAAUCACCAUGGCCUUCUGGCUGCUUAAUAGCUGGCUCUGGUUUCGCCGCUAG